CAGUGGGGCUGGCGGGGCGUCCCCGCAUCCCGGCCCCCGUGAAGGCAGCGCUGCGGGGCGUCCCGGCGGUGCCAGCCCGGCUGUCCAGCCCCGGUAUCGGAUCCUCCCGGAGGGAGGGGGCUUGGAGCUUAUUUAACGUCUCCGGCCGGCCCAGCCCGGCACACUUGGCGCGGCGGGGAGCUCAGCCAGAGCCAUGGCGUCACAGCUGGAAGGGGCCAUGGAGACGCUCAUCAACGUCUUCCACCACUACUCGGGCAAAGAGGGGGACAAGUACAAGCUGAGCAAGAAGGAGCUGAAGGAGCUGCUGCAGAGCGAGCUGGGCUGCUUCCUGGAGACCCAGAAGGACACGGGUGCCGUGGAGAAGAUCAUGCAGGACCUGGAUGAGAACGGCGACGGGGAGGUGGACUUCCAAGAGUACGUGGUCCUGGUGGCCGCCCUCACCGUGGCCUGCAACACCUUCUUCUGGGAGAACGCCUGAGCCCAGCCGGCCCCAGCCCCGCAGCAGCCAGCCGCGGCACCCCAAAACGCAGAGCCCCCCCCCCCCCCACGCCACCCCUCCUCACCUCCCGCUCCCCAGCGCACCCAGGGGAUCCUGCGGGGAUCCAGCUCCGCAAUAAAGGCACCGACCCAGCCAG
Oxyura jamaicensis (ruddy duck) is the source of this 635-nucleotide messenger RNA. It is a transcript of the gene S100A1, whose product is annotated as S100 calcium binding protein A1. Gene Ontology annotation, molecular function: S100 protein binding; calcium ion binding. NCBI's taxonomy places the organism in Eukaryota, Metazoa, Chordata, Aves, Anseriformes, Anatidae. The record is from RefSeq and is a predicted model, not a curated record. Gene Ontology annotation, cellular component: sarcoplasmic reticulum. The coding region runs from base 194 to 478 and encodes 94 amino acids. The transcript is spliced from 3 exons.